Molecule: messenger RNA, 3879 nt
Organism: Naegleria fowleri
Lineage: Eukaryota; Heterolobosea; Eutetramitea; Acrasida; Naegleriidae
Exons: 2
Coding region: 1-3879 (1292 amino acids)
Source: RefSeq, a predicted model, not a curated record
AUGACUCUCCGAAGCAAAUUAUUGCAAAGAGCCUCCUCCGCUGCUUCAUCGUCAGCCUCCUCUUCAUCCAAUAAAAACAUUACUGCAUCAUCGAAACAAAAAUCAAUUUCUCAUCAUGAUGAAAAUGCUAGUACCACUCUCAUGAUGGAUGAUGACUCGCAACAGCAACAAGUGGAUCAUUCUCAACGAAAUCAAUUUUCGGAGGCUUUAAAAGCAAACGCCCCUGCAAUUUAUUCCGUAUUUGAACAAGUUUUGAAGAGAAGAGAUGUAAAUAAUGGAAAUUGGAAGAGUAUGAAUAUCAUCAUUGAAGCAAUUACUGAAACAAUCUAUACUCAACAACAACCUCUUUCACCAACAUCCUAUUAUGGGGCUAUCUUGAAAACUCUUUCUUCGGAUCAUAACAACGAUGCAAGAAAGGUAUCCUCUCUCCUUCAGUUGCUUUCAAUUUUGAUGGAACACAUCAAGUCAUCGGUUGUUCUAUCAAGUUUCGAGUUUAUUGGCCAAACUCUUCUUUCAAUUCAUCAACAAAUGGACAAAUUCGAAUAUGUGACGAUACAACUUGUAGUUGUUAUUAUCCAAGUAAUUUCAAAACUUGGAACCCUUCCAGAACACGCCUCAGCAUAUAGUAAGAAACAAGACUUGGAAAAACUUUCUUUUAGCUUUCUGUUCGACAGCAGAAAUGCCGUGAGAGAAAAAUGUCUUCACACACUCCAACAACUCAUUGAGAAAAAGCAAUUAUUCAUUUCACAAGAUGAAAUGGUUUCGGUUUAUCUCAUUGAGCAGUAUCACUCUUCAAGCAAAUCAAGAAAUGCAGAUAUUUCUACAUCAGUCAUUAAGGCAAUUGGUUUAUUGAGUGAAAAUUUGAAUGAAAGAAAUGUUGUUAUCGUCCUCCAAAAGUUGUUGGAUAUUUUACUGAAAGGCAACACGGGUAAUCUUCCUGCAAGCAUUUGUGCUGAAAUUUACAGAACGAUGAAGAAUAUUUUUGAUUCUAACAAAAAUUUACAAGCAAAGAGUGUUGCACAAAUAAUUGACAUUCUUCUUGACAAACUCUGCCCAAUUUUGAAAAGCGAUGACCCAAAGAAGGUUGUUGCUUAUAUUGUUAUGAUGACACAUGCUCACAAAUGCCUAUACAGAUUGGAUAAGCAAUUGCUUGCUAACAGAAUACCCAAAUUUUUCAAAUUAAUAUUUGAUUCACUAUUGAUUGGAAAGCCUGAGUUGGACGAAACAGUGAAUGCUGCCUUUUCCAACCUUCAAAACUUAAUCUUCACUUGCUUUGACCUUGAACUUUUCAGAGACGAAAAUCAACAGCCAUCUGAUAUGGAAGACAACGAAGGGGACUCUACCAAUCAAUCUUCAAUGGUGGUUAUUGCCAAUACGUUGCAAAACGGUUUAGAAAAUGUGAAGAGCAACAGAUAUGAUCUAAUUGCUCAACUUUCUCUAGACAUCAUUCUCAAAGUUAGUCUACUCAGAUCGAAGGGCCUUAAACUCAACUCAAUCAAAAAUUGCAUUUCCGAUUUCCUAUUGUUCUCAAGUGAUGUAUUGCAAGAACUCCUUAGAAAAGAGAAAGAAAGCAAGCUCGAUGCAACACCACUCGAACAGUCAGAGCUCAAGAAUGCACGAUCUGUUUAUUAUCUCGAGAAGAUUGUUGGCUAUUGCAUUCGUGCUCUCGGGCCAGAAGAGUCCUUCAAAGAAGGAGCGAUUGAUUUUGAUGGCUGGGUUUUGAGUAUUCUAAUCAAUCACAAAGUGGACUAUUCUCAUAUUCCGAACCUGAAAUCAUCCACUCAAGGCAACGAGCCAUCCAACGAACAAAUCUCUCAAGAUCUUUCUAAAUUGACCGGAAUUUGUGUGAACGGCCAACUGGGAUACUGGAUCAACGUCUUGUUACCAAUGGCAAAAACCUUCUAUGACAAAAGCAAAACCUCAGAGGUAGAUCGUCAUGGCAGCAAUGCAUUCUUGACACUCUACGAAAAGAUUUGGGCUCUUCUUCCACAAUUCUGUAGCUAUCCUGUUGAUUUGGAUUCUCAAUUUGCAUCCGUUGCACCUUUACUGGGUGAAAAGAUUGCCUCUGAAGCCACCAAAGGCAUUGAGCACGAUAUCAAGAUUGCAUGUUGUAACAGUUUAUCAUUGGCCAUCUCAACGUACUCCAGUGUCGUGGAUAAUGACGGAAAGUUACCUCUCAACAUUUUUGGUUUGGACAAGGAAACAUGCAAGAGAGGUCUGAAAGCCAUAGCUGGAUUCAACAAGCAAUUUAUUCCUCUCUUGUUCAACCUCUUCGUGGAUCAGAAUGCAAAUGCUACCACCAGUGACCUUCAAUAUGCUGUCGGAAAGGCAAUCACUGCAUUCUUUUCGAUAUGUGACAAUGAAACAAUAACUGAAUAUUUCAAAUUAGUUCUGAAGAAGAUUUUAACCAUUAACUCUGAGUCAGAUGAAGAAAAAUUCUUUGGCUUCUUCGAUCUCUCUAUUACAAUGCUUUCAUGUGUGCCAAAUUCAUGCUUGGAACUCUAUUACAAAUUCCUCCUUCCUUACCUAAAAAUUACCUCUAGUACCACUCCAAAACUUCAAAAGAAAGCCUACAAGGGUCUUAACAUUCUUCUUUCCUCCUGGAAGAGACACUCUGGUGAAAUGAAAGCUGAAACCAUUGAUGAAAUUCUUUCCAUCUUUGAAUCUAUUGCUGAAAUUACGAUAUCCAAAAAGUUUAGAGUGAAAUGUUUCAACUUGCUCGUAACAAAAUACCACGAUUUACUCAUCCAAAAUCAAAGAUCUAAUUUUGUGAUUGGAGAAUGUAUAUUUAACAUUGAUAAUACUGAAAAUCAAAAAGUGAGAGAUUUGUCCAUACAAACUCUGAAAGCAUUUAUUGAUCCUUUAACAGAUGAAACCAAAUACUCUCCACAACAGCAACAACACAAUGUUAUUGAUUUUAUUGUGAGAAGAGUAUUGCCUGGAUUGUGUGGCAAGAGUGAUUCAAUGAUUGCCUCCACUAUUGAUGCUCUCUCUGAACUGCUCCCAUCCUAUUCAAAAUAUUUACAACCAAUUUUGAAAGACGUGUUUGACUCUGUGACCAUUGUACUGCAAGACGAAAACGUAAAAGUUGUUUCAUCUCUAAUGCAAUUCUUCAAGAGAUGUGUUGCAUUGUUUGAAAAGGAAACAUUGAAACCUUAUAUUUCUCAAUAUUUAGAUACGUUCUUCAACCACUCUAAUGAGAAAUCUGGAGGAACAAGCUUGAGAGUUCAAUUGAGAUUCUUGGUGACCAAACUCCUUAAAAAGUUUUCCUAUGAAGAAUUGAAAGAGAUGCUCAAUACCAAAGAACGACAACACUUUUUAAAGAACACUUUCAAGAAUAUGCAAAAACUGAAGAAGAAUAAGAAGAACGGAAAAGGCCAAGACAUGGAAGAUGAGGAUGAUACUGAACAAACCAACCAACAAGAAGAAGAAGAGGGAGACAACAAGAAGCCAAAGGAUGAGAGUACAUUUGCAGUCAAGAGAGGAAAACUUGUGAUUGAGGAUCUUCCUGAGGGAGCAAGUUCUCAAUCAGAAAAGACAUCCUCUUCUGCUGACAAAGAUAACGAAGGUACCAAUGCUGCUUCUCGGCCUGAAAGAACCAUUGAUCUCAUCAAGCAAUCCAUCAACAAUAGAGGCGCUUCAAAGAAGAAACAAUCCGAUCAGCUCAACCCUGACCAACUCUUCCUGGCCAAACUUGAAAAGAGAAAACAAAAGAAGGAGAGCAAGAUUAUUUUCGGUGGAGGCAGAGGUGGCAAGAAUUCAUCAGGAAUGGAUCCAUAUGCAUACAUUCCACUUGAUCCAAAACGUUUGAAUAAGAGAGAAAGAAACAAGGAAAGCAACUUCCAAAAGUUUGAAAGAAUUACCAAGAAGAAGAAAUAA